Molecule: messenger RNA, 552 nt
Organism: Anthostomella pinea
Lineage: Eukaryota; Fungi; Ascomycota; Sordariomycetes; Xylariales; Xylariaceae
Source: the annotation of a GenBank genome assembly
AUGCGCAGCCCGCUUCUUCGCAACAUUACUCUCGACGUCGAGGUCCCACCGAAUGACGACGUGAUACCCUCCACAGAUUUGGGUGCUCUAAUCUCUAAACAACACUGGCCCAAAUUGGAAUUUAUGUCCUUGCAUGGCAUCCCGCUCCGUCUCGAAGACCUGGCUCUGUUUGCCAAACGGUUGCUGCACGAACCAUCAUCCCAUGCACCCCUCAUAGCGCUGAACCUCGACUCUGUUUAUCUCAUGAGCAGUACGUGGAUGGAUGCCCUGGAAGUACUGCGUUCAAAUCCAAGGGGGUGGUCCCCUACGUCCCAAGUGCAGCGACCCCGAGGGGCAGCGCCGAUUACGGAGGAAGAGAUGGAAACCUUCAGGUGUCCUAAGCACUUGGGCGUAUGGUACACCUCACCAGCAUCACUGUACAUCAAGGGCUUUCUGAAGCGCAACCCUCUCCUAUCUCCGGAGGAUUUGGAGAACCUUCUGGAGGAGGCGAACAUUGCUCCGCAGGAUGCUUUAUCGAACGUUGAUUUUUGGUUGAUGCAUACGGUACGAUGA